Pungitius pungitius (ninespine stickleback) is the source of this 2199-nucleotide messenger RNA. Its product is annotated as transient receptor potential cation channel subfamily M member 1. Gene Ontology annotation, biological process: metal ion transport; monoatomic cation transmembrane transport; protein tetramerization. Gene Ontology annotation, molecular function: calcium channel activity. Bases 85 to 1920 code for a protein of 611 amino acids. NCBI's taxonomy places the organism in Eukaryota, Metazoa, Chordata, Actinopteri, Perciformes, Gasterosteidae. The transcript is spliced from 4 exons. The record is from RefSeq and is a predicted model, not a curated record. Gene Ontology annotation, cellular component: plasma membrane.
UGGAAAUCAACCGUGAGUAGUCUUUAAACCGAAGGAUUCAUUUCAAAUCAGUUUGGCCAGACAGCUCGGAAUGAUUUCUAUAGCAUGACCUCCUCGUUCCCUGCAGCUCCAUGCGGUGAUCAUUUAUUUGACGAGGACGGUAAGAAACUGCCUCCGUGCAUCCCCGGGGCCUGGCUCACGCCUGCCAUCAUGGCCUGUUACCUCCUCGUGGCAAACAUUCUUCUGGUCAACUUGCUGAUCGCCGUGUUCAACAACACUUUCUGUGAAAUCAAGUCCAUUUCCAACCAGGUGUGGAAGUUCCAGAGAUAUCAGCUGAUCAUGACGUUCCACGACCGCCCCAUCCUGCCGCCACCUCUCAUUAUUUUCAGCCACAUCUACAUCCUCUUCAACCGGCUGUUUCGCCGAUGUGCCAGAAAGAAACAAGAUGGAGAGCUGGAUGAGAAGGAUCGCGGACUCAAGCUCAGGCUGAAUCCAGAGGAGCUCAAAUGUCUGUAUGAGUUUGAAGAGCAGUGUGUGGAGGAAUAUUUCCGCGAGAAAGAGGAUGAGCAGCAGUCUUCCAGCGACGAACGCAUCAAGGUCACCUCGGAAAGAGUUGAGAACAUGUCCAUGCGUCUGGAGGAGGUAAACGAGAGGGAGAACACCAUGAAGGCCUCCCUGCAGACAGUGGACCUGCGCUUGGCACAGCUGGAGGAGAUCCACGGGAGGAUGGCGGUCGCCCUGGAAAAGCUCGCAGGCGUGGACCAAAUGGAACUGACCAGGAGCCACUCGCGAAACUCCUCCCAGUGCGACCCCUCCUCCCUGCUGCGCCAGGGCAGCAUUAACAGCGCUGAUGGUUACAGUCUGUACCGUUUCCACAUGGACAUGGAGGAGUUCGCGUCGAAGCAGAAGGACACGGACGUGACACCGAAAGCCGGCGUGGAGAGACAGAGGAGCCUGAGGGAAGCCUCCGGUAUUUGUACCCGCAACCCAAAGGAAAGCGGACAGACCUUAGAGGUCGGCGGUCUGGACAGAUCACGACCGAGUUCAUGUGUGGGCAUUCUCAUAUCUCCAUGCGAACAGAAGCCGGCCUCCGCCACAUCAAGUCAAGAGACCUUGUCCAACCUGAAGAACGGCAGCACAAUGCUGCUGGACCGACUGAAGCCUUGUUCUCCACCAAAAAGAACCAAAUCCUUGAGGUACUCGCCAGUUGAAGACCAAGCCACUUCUCCUUUGACAAAGAGGAGGGCUAUGAGCACCAUCGUUGUCAGCCCCCCCGAUGGGGAAGCAGAUGAGCCCCCAACGAAGAAGGCCCAACUGCCGUCUGGGACUUCCUCGUCCCCAAAGAGGACUAAAUCGUUGAGACAUUUCCACGGUGAAUUCCAAAGCCAGACUUCCCCCGUCACAAAGAGGAGAGCCAUGAGCGGCAUCAUCCACAACCCAGCGGAGGCAGGUGACGAUGUGCAAGCUGCUGAAUUAAAGUCGGUGGCGGAACAGCUCACCAAAACCCAGAAUCAGUGGCAAGAGAACUUGGAGCACAAGAUGCACCCGAGCACUACCGGUCACAUGGCCAACGUUUCAACCGUCAGAAGUCUCUCCCAACAGUCUCGAGCUCGCGCUGCACCCACAGAGCCUAAAAGCGAUCCUCUGGAAGGCACAGGAGCGCGUCCGACGGAGGGACACGCAGCGGACCAUUCAAAGGCGAAGGCCAAGCGGAACCUCUCAGACGCUACCGAGUACCUGACCGUGGCCGACGAAAAGCGGUUCCCGUCUCACAGAUCGCAGAGCUUCACCACCAGUGGGAGGGAAGCAAAGGCGGUCAGUAAGGAGGCCGGAGCCUCAGGCAGCGAGAGGGACCUGGGCGAGGCCUGCAGGGCGGCGGGCGGCGAUGCGGGGAAGAAGAUGGAGGCAGAGCAGGAAGAAGACAAUCCGCCUGGAAAUUAGAUACGAGCCAUGAAGAGAGGCGGGACGAAACAAAAUGAGGAAAUUCAUUAUUUAUGGAGGAGGAAUUGGAUGGUGGAAGCGAUGCAGAGAACUAUCCUACCUUUGUUCUGGAGUUUAUGCCUCACAUCAAUGAUAAAAAAUGGAAUGGCAGUAUUUCCUUACCAAACUUUCUUUUUUCUUUCCAUCAUGCAUUACCUGUUAGUUGUCAGUACAAAGUAGUGAAAAAAACCCACAACAUAGCUUUUUCUUUCAAAGAUUCACUUUCUUUACUCUUUCAUU